UUUAUACCUAUAUUAUAUCUAUUGAGUGUAUAUUUUAAUUAAAAGUUUAAUAAAAUUGCAUGUGUUACAUUUAAUCUAAUAAGACUGAAAGUUUGAUCGGUCGAAUCUAUAAGUUGGAAUUUAAAUUUUCUUCCGAUGGUUUAUUUUGUCGAUUCUUAUUGCUUUGGGACAUUUAAUUUAUUAGAAACAUAUGUAAAUGGAUCGGUAGAAGCAACCAAAUUAUGAUGGCACAUUUAUUAGUGUUUUCUAUAACAAAUAGUCCUAGAAAUUCUCCUCUUCUCCCACUUUUUUCUAUUCAAUUUCUCCCAACACUCCACCAUGACUGUCCUCUCUCUCCUCCUCCUCCUCCUCCUCUCACUCUCUCUCUCCGCCGCACACGGCGGAGGCGGCGCAGUCUCCCAAGAUCUAAUCCGUUCCUCUUGUCUUCAAGCAAGGUACCCAACUCUCUGCAUCAGAACCCUCUCCUCCUACGCUGGCUCCGUCAAGACCCCACGAGACCUUGCUCAAGUCACCAUCUCCGUCAGCCUCUCCCUGGCCCAAAACCUCUCCGAGUACCUCUCCGACAGCCUCCGAAAGGCGUCGAGGCAGCAGCGAGCGGCGGUGGAUGACUGCGUGGAUCAGAUUGGGGACUCUGUGGAGGAACUGAGCAACACAUUGGGUGUUCUCCGGCACCUCCCCUGCGGCGACGACCGGCGGAAGUUCCGGCUGGAGAUGGGGAAUGCGAAGACGUGGGUUAGUGCGGCGUUAACGAAUGAAGAAACUUGUCUUGAUGGGUUUAAAGAAGUGGAUGGGGAAGUGAAAUUGGAUGUGAAGAGGAGGAUUGUGAAAGUGGCUAAAGUUACAAGUAAUGCUCUGUUUAUGAUUAAUCGUCUCGACAGUGGAAACUCCACGGGGAAGGAAGAUGUUGGUCGUGGCGGCGACAAUGACAAAUGAUGGAGGUUUCAGGGCAUGCAGAAGAGUAGAGUUUGUGGUACCAUCAUUCAUGCAUCUCGACGGCCUUAAAAUUAUAAGAAGAGUUUGAAGUGCGAUAAAUAUUAUGAUUAAAUGGAAUGUAAUGCUCAUCUAUUUCCCUUUUCUAUAUGUAUUGUUUGCUAAAUAUAUACAAAAGUAUUGAGAAAAAGAUAUUUGAGUGUCUUUUCACGUACCUGCAAGUGUCUAAUUACAAAUUGUUAUUCAAUCAAAAUUUGUUUUCUAAAUAA
Messenger RNA from Cucumis melo (muskmelon), 1199 nucleotides. Its product is annotated as pectinesterase inhibitor 3. The transcript has a single exon. Gene Ontology annotation, biological process: negative regulation of catalytic activity. The record is from RefSeq and is a predicted model, not a curated record. The coding region runs from base 319 to 933 and encodes 204 amino acids. Gene Ontology annotation, molecular function: enzyme inhibitor activity. NCBI's taxonomy places the organism in Eukaryota, Viridiplantae, Streptophyta, Magnoliopsida, Cucurbitales, Cucurbitaceae.